Molecule: messenger RNA, 1308 nt
Organism: Ipomoea nil (Japanese morning glory)
Lineage: Eukaryota; Viridiplantae; Streptophyta; Magnoliopsida; Solanales; Convolvulaceae
Exons: 3
Coding region: 1-1308 (435 amino acids)
Source: RefSeq, a predicted model, not a curated record
AUGCAGCAGCAAUAUCCGAUUGACCUCCGCAUCCCGGGAGCAAAGGACUACUCUGGGAAGACGGACCCAGAGGAGCAUGUUAAUUCCUUCUACAGAAACAUGAUAAUGAUAGGGGUAUUUGACGCCGUGAUUUGCCGAGCGUUCUUUUCCACCCUCUCCGGCCGGGCGGCCGAAUGGUUCAAAUCCGUUAAACCGGGAUCAAUAACAUGUUUCGCCGACCUGGCGACUAAGUUUGUGCGGCGCUUCGCAAUGUCCCGGACCAUCCGGAAACACUUCACGCACCUAGAAGCGGACUUCAUAGUACACCCACCGCAAACUUAUGACGAGGCCAUCCGUCGGGUCACCGAUUAUGCAAAUGCAAUGGAAGCGAACUCUGCAAAGAGACGUCAAGAGUCCGACUCUGUCGGCGGGACAACCGCCCUGACCAGAAACGUGGCGACCUUACCUGAGCCCGGCCGGGAUGGUCGGGACACAUCGAAGUACUGUGCGUAUCAUCGGAACAGGGGGCACACCACGGACGAGUGUCGAGUCUUGAAGGAAGUGAUAGAGGACCUCCUGACCCAGUUCACGAAGAAGAAAGGCAAAGGCAAGAGAUGGAAGAAGUUCUUUAAGAGAUCGGGUCCGGACAAGAAAGACAAAGACCAGGAUCUCGACGAGGAACCCCGGCUUUCCGGCUCCAAGCAAGUUAUUCAUGUCAUAUUUGGAAGCCUGGAGGGAGGUGACAGUUCCGAAGAAAGACACAGGUGGUGUCAGAGCCUACACGUUGGGAUCGUGGAGGAUGGCCGGUCCGAAAAGCGCACCAUAGUGGAACCCAUCGCCUUCACAGAAGAUGACCUGCCCCGAAAUCCUGACCACGGAACGGAAGCCCUGAUCGUCAUGAUCGACAUCUUGGGGGUAGACGUCCAACGGGUAAUGGUGGACACGGGAAGUAGUGUGAAUGUGCUGUACAUGGAUGUUUUUAACAAGCUUAAGCUAGACCAGGCAAAGAUGACCCCCGUGCAGACCCAGUUGCCCGGGUUCACGGGGGACACGGCUGAACAAGAAGGGCUGAUCCGCUUACCCGUCGAGGUAGGGACCUAUCUGAGGGUGAUGAAAGUGGACAUGGAGUUCAUUGUGGUCAACCUGGCCUGCGUCCAUAACGUCAUACUCGGGCGACCGGGGAUCUCCCAGAUCGGGGCAAUCAUUUCCAUGCCACACCUAUGCAUGAAAUUCCAGACGCCAGAGGGAGUUGGUGUUCUAAGGGGAGAUGUCCGAUCCACUCAGAAGUGCUACAUGAAAGCGGGACGUCCCGUGUCAAUGCCAUCAUAA